AUGGGUAAAAAGAUAAAGAAGGAAGUAGAACCUCCUCCUAAGGAUGUGUUUGAUCCAGUAACGAUUGAAAGCAAAAAAGCAGCAACUGUGGUAUUAAUGCUUAAUUCUCCAGAAGAAGAAAUUUUGGCUAGAGCAUGUGAAGCCAUCUAUAAAUUUGCUUUGAAAGGUGAGGAAAAUAAAGUGACCCUCCUUGAACUUGGAGCUGUAGAGCCUUUAAGUAAACUGCUCACUCAUGAAGACAAAACUGUAAGAAGAAACGCUACUAUGACAUUUGGAAUCCUGGCUUCUAAUAAUGAUGUUAAAAAAUUGUUAAGGGAGUUAGAUGUCAUGAAUUCUGUUAUUGCCCAGCUCGCUCCAGAAGAAGAAGUAGUUAUCCAUGAGUUUGCUAGUCUUUGUCUAGCAAACAUGUCUGCAGAGUAUACCAGUAAAGUGCAAAUAUUUGAACAUGGCGGAUUAGAGCCACUCAUCAGACUGCUGAAUAGCCCAGACCCGGAUGUAAAGAAGAAUUCUAUUGAAUGCAUUUACAACUUGGUACAGGAUUUCCAAUGUCGCGCUGCACUUCAAGAACUAAAUGCAAUCCCUCCUAUGUUAGAUCUCUUGAAGUCAGAAUACCCAAUUAUUCAGUUGUUGACUCUCAAAACCUUAGGUGUUAUUACAAAUGAUAAGGAGUACCGAGCAAUGCUAAGAGACAAUCAAGGACUGGACCACCUUAUUAAGAUCCUAGAAACUAAGGAACUGAACGACCUUCACAUAGAAGCACUUUCAGUGAUAGCGAAUUGUCUUGAAGAUAAGGAUACUAUGGUACUGAUUCAGCAGACGGGGGUUCUUAAAAAGCUCCUAUCAUUUGCAGAAAACUCCACAAUUCCUGAUAUUCAGAAGAAUGCAGCAAAAGCAAUUACUAAAGCAGCUUAUGAUUCUGAAAAUAGGAAACUUUUUCACGAACAAGAGGUUGAAAGGUGCCUCGUAGCCCUUUUGGGGUCUGAAAAUGAUGGUACUAAAAUUGCUGCUUCCCAAGCUAUUUCCGCAAUGAGUGAGAAUUCAGGCAGCAAAGAUUUUUUCAAUAAUCAGGGGAUUCCCCAGUUAAUUCAGUUGUUAAAAAGUGACAACGAAGAGGUAAGGGAGGCGGCAGCUCUAGCCCUGGCCAACUUGACCACUUGCAAUCCUGCUAAUGCAAACGCUGCCGCUGAAGCUGAUGGUAUUGAUCCAUUAAUAAACAUCCUGUCUUGUAAACGAGAUGGAGCCAUUGCCAACGCCGCCACCGUAUUAACAAACAUGGCAAUGCAGGAGCCCCUGCGCGUGAACAUUCAGAAUCGCGACAUUAUGCGCGCCCUCACCAGGCCCCUGCGGUCUGCGAACAUGGUCGUGCAGAGCAAAGCUGCUCUCACAGUGGCUGCAACGGCGUGCGACGUUGAGGCCCGCACGGAGUUAAGAAACUCUGGUGGAUUGGAGGCCCUUGUUGAGCUCCUGUACUCCAAGAACGAUGAAGUCAGAAAGCACGCCAGCUGGGCGGUGAUGGUCUGUGCCAGUGACGAGCUGACGGCCAAUGAACUGUGCAGGUUGGGGGCUUUAGAUAUCCUUGAAGAAGUUAACCUAUCAGUAAGUCGAAAAAAUAAAUUCAGCGAAGUAGCUUAUAACAAAUUGCUCAACAACAAUCUUUCCCUGAAAUAUAGCCAGACUGGCUAUUUGUCAUCAAGUAACAUAAUUAGUGAUGGAUUUUAUGACUAUGGUCGGAUAAAUCCUGGCACCAAACUUUUGUCUUUGAAGGAGCUUUACUUACAAGAACCAAGUGACCUACGAGCUGUACUCUUAAUCAACAGUAAAUCUUUUGACGCUUCUCCACCUCCAUCUAUGGAAGAUAAAUUAUCAGAUGUUGGUUAUGGACGAAAUAUUUCUUCUUCAUCUUCCUUACGAAGAGCAAGCAAAGAAAGGAACAAAAAAAAAAGUUAUCGUUUCAGUGCUGGAUUUGGGUCUCCCACAGAAGACAAGUCAGAGCCUCCUUCUGGACGAAAUACUGUUCUUAGCAAAAGUGCCACUAAGGAAAAAGGAUCAAGGAAAAGAGGCAAAAAAGAAGAGGAAAAAUUGAAGGAGGAGGAAGAGUUCAUGACAAUAUCAAAACUGGCUGGUGAAGGAAGCUCUGAUAAAGAAUGGUAUCCUCCCUCUGACCCUGACUUCUGUGCGUAUGUGUAUGAGGUGACCAAAUCAAUACUGCCCAUAACCAAUAUUAAGGAACAGAUUGAGGCACUUGCAAGGUAUGUGGCAGAAAAAAUGGGUGGUAAGAUUCAAAAAGAGAAACUACCAGAUUUCAGCUGGGAACUUCACAUAAGUGAACUAAAAUUUCAACUUAAAUCCAAUGUUGUACCAAUUGGACAUAUCAAAAAAGGAAUCUUCUACCAUCGAGCUUUGCUUUUCAAGGCUCUGGCCGAUAAGAUCGGCAUCGGCUGCUCUCUCGUUCGAGGGGAGUACGGCAGAGCGUGGAAUGAAGUGAUGCUGAUGAACGAAUCUCUGAAAGGAGUGACGGGGGGCCUCCCCCAUCUUGAGGGGUACAUCGUCGACCUCAUGUUCCAUCCAGGUGGACUGAUAAAGCUAAAGAGUCGAGAGGCUGAUCUUUACAGAUUUCUCUAAACUAUCAAGUAAACACAAGAGGAGUUCAAACAUGAAAUUUACUAUAUACAC
Carlito syrichta (Philippine tarsier) is the source of this 2673-nucleotide messenger RNA. RefSeq names its product armadillo repeat containing 3 (gene ARMC3). The record is from RefSeq and is a predicted model, not a curated record. Bases 1 to 2622 code for a protein of 873 amino acids. The transcript is spliced from 18 exons. Lineage: Eukaryota; Metazoa; Chordata; Mammalia; Primates; Tarsiidae. Gene Ontology annotation, molecular function: protein binding.